This is a messenger RNA of Agrilus planipennis (emerald ash borer), 454 nucleotides long. RefSeq names its product pancreatic lipase-related protein 3-like. Gene Ontology annotation, molecular function: lipase activity. The record is from RefSeq and is a predicted model, not a curated record. The transcript is spliced from 2 exons. NCBI's taxonomy places the organism in Eukaryota, Metazoa, Arthropoda, Insecta, Coleoptera, Buprestidae. Bases 49 to 408 code for a protein of 119 amino acids.
AAUUUGAAUGGCAAAAUUCGAGCGAUUGUAGCUCUAGAUCCGGCAAAUAUGACACCACCAAACGUCUAUAUAGAUGCAUACAAGGCUGAAUAUGUUCAAGUAAUACAUACAAGCUCGAAGGGACUGUUCACUGCUUUGGGACAUGCCGACUAUUAUCCCAACACCGCAGAACAACCCGGUUGCGAAGGGGACGUUGAAUGUUCUCAUUUAAGAUCGGCGCAGUAUUACGCAGAGUCAGUGAGAAAUGGAGGAUUUUAUGCCAUUAGAUGUGAUUGUCGUGAAUCAUAUUCAUCGGGCUUGUGUGACAACAAUCCGUUAUCGUACCUUGGCGGAGAGAUACUUGACACCCGGGCCAAUGGAAGUUAUUUUCUGGAUACUUACAAGAGACCUCCGUUUUCAAAAGAUUGAGCAGAUAACGUUAAUUGUUCACUUCGUCAAUUUAAGAUGUCUACAA